AUCUAAGACCAGCUCACCCUCUCUUCUUAUCUUCGCACGUAAAUGUAGCUAGGCACAUCAGAUUCAUGCAUGCAACUCUGAACUCUCUUUCAAACUGCAGAAAGUAAUCAGGAAUUGAACGAAACUGCAUGAAAACCAUGCACUGCAUCACUUUUCUAGUGUCAAUUCUAACAUUUCAACUAUGCCUAUCCUCUUCCACCCACAUCAUCACAUUCAACCAAACCCUCAAAGACGGCGAUUUAUUAACCUCCAGUGCGGACUCCUACGCUCUCGGAUUCUUCACCCCCGGCAAGUCCGCCGGAAAACGGUACGUCGGGAUUUGGUACCAAAACAUCCCGGAAUUCAUGGCUGUUUGGGUCGCUAACAGAGAAAAUCCCAUCAACGGGACGUCCGGAAUCUUCUUCAUCGACGGCACCGGGAAUCUUGUCAUCCAAGACCGGAACACCGGCGUUACCGUCUGGAACACCAGUCUUUCUUUUCCGGCGUUCCAAAAUCCUCAUAAUCACUCCGUUCAGCUCCUCGAAACAGGGAAUCUGGUUUUAUAUCGUGACCCGGGUAGAAGGGUCAAAGCAUGGGAGAGCUUCGAUUACCCGACUAAUACGGUCAUAACCUCCAUGAAGUUUGGAGUGGACAAGAAAGAUAGGUUGAACCGCUCCCUUACGUCGUGGAAGUCGGCCGAUGAUCCGGGCACCGGCGAGUAUUCUCUCGGAAUGGACCUCAAUGGAGAGCCUCAGGCGUUCGUGUACAAGAACUCGAGUCGGAUUUGGAGACUCGGGUCAUGGACCGGAACCGGGUGGAGCAACGUCCCGGAAAUGUCGGGGAGUUACACCCCGUACAAUUACACCGAGAACGGAGAAGAGGUUACUUUGUCGUACACGGUCGUUGACCCGAGCAUCUACACGAUAUUCAUGUUGAAUGAAUCUGGAACGUUGAAUCGCAUCAUUUGGCGAGGAGAUGAUAGUGGCGGGCAGAAGAAGAAAUGGGUCGGGCUAUGGUACAUUCCCAAAGAUACAUGCGACACGUACGAACCUUGUGGCGCGUUUGGCGUUUGCAAUCCAUACAAUCUGGGCGAGUCGGCCUGUCAUUGCCUUUCUGGGUUCAAGUCGAACUCAUCAGUCCAGGAGUGGGCCUUGAAAGACGACCGAUAUAGCUGUCGCAGGGAAGCCAACACAGACGCCUGCCAUAACGGUGACGGAUUCCUUAAGCUCACAAGCGUUAACAUCCCCAACACCGAAACGGCGUUCUCGGACAGGGCGAUGGGGUUCAAAGAAUGUGAAGAACGUUGUGUGAAGAACUGUUCGUGCAGCGGAUAUGCUAGAGCAAAUAUUAGCAAUGGAGGGGAGGGAUGCAUCAAUUGGUAUGGAGAAUUGAGAGAUAUGAGGGAGUUUGCUAAUGGAGGCAGAGAUAUGUAUAUACGAGUCGCCACAUCUGCUUUAGCACAACGUGUAAAGAAAUCUAAUGGGCUUCGUCGGAAAUGGCUAAUAAUAAUAUUAGCCACGGCUAUACCUGCUGUUGCAGUUAUUCUUUUGCUCCUAUAUUUGACAUGGAAAAUGAGAAAAGGGUCUCCAUCUGCAACAAAUCUGGAAGAAGGUGCACCGGCAGAUGUAGUAAUCUUUGAUCUUAACACAAUUAAACUUAUCACCGACAACUUCUCUGCCGAAAGUAAACUUGGAGAAGGAGGGUUUGGUUCAGUUCACAAGGGUAAGUUACAAAAUGGGAAACUUGUAGCCGUCAAAAGGCUCAAAACAAAUUCAGAUCAAGGGGUAGACGAAUUCAAAAAUGAAGUUAUGCUGAUUGCAAAACUGCAGCAUAGAAAUCUUGUGAGGCUUUUAGGAUGUUGUGUUCAAGAAGGAGAGAAGAUGUUGGUGUAUGAGUACUUGCCCAACAACUCCCUUGACUACAUUAUCUUUGAUAACAAGUCGGCGAUGCAAUUGGAUUGGAAAAAACGCUUUGAAAUCAUAUUGGGAAUCGCUCAAGGAUUAUUAUAUCUUCAUCAAGAUUCAAGGUUAAGAAUUAUUCAUAGGGAUUUAAAAGCAAGCAAUGUUCUAUUGGAUGAUUCCAUGGAACCAAAAAUUUCUGAUUUUGGAAUGGCUAGAAUUUUUGGAGAAGAACAAACAGAAGCGAACACAAACCAAGUAGUUGGAACGUACGGUUAUAUGUCACCGGAAUAUGCCAUGGAAGGUCUCUUUUCAAUAAAAUCUGAUGUAUUCAGCUUCGGUGUUUUGAUGCUCGAAAUUGUAUGCGGAAAGAAAAAUAAAUAUCAACACACGGAAAACUCGGUCAAUUUAAUGGGAGAUGUGUGGGAUUUUUGGAAUGAAGAAAGAGCAUUGGGCUUAGUGGAUCCAUCACUAGGAGGGGAGUCGUACAAUAUUCGAGAAGUUUCUAGAUGCAUCCACGUCGGACUAUUGUGCGUUCAACCAUUACCAAAUGAUAGACCAAAUAUCUCAGAAGUGAUAUUUAUGUUGAGUAAUGAUACAGAACUACCUAGUCCUAAUCCACCUGGAUUUAUGGUUAGAAAAGGAUAUAGCACUACUCCAUCCUCAUACGGUGAAAGUGUUGGAUAUCAAUCUAUCAGCAUGACAGUUACUCAAAUGGAAGGUCGUUGAAUUUCAUAAGAUCAGACUUUGAUUUUUUUCAUAAGACUUAACUUUAUGUAUGAAUAUUUGAAAUAUAUGUGGUUGUGCAUGUAGUGAAAAUUCAAGAUAUUGCUAAUGCAUAUGUGAUGCCUUUAACAUUAAUAUAAUUUUAUGGUAGAUUCUAGGGUACCCUUAAGGUACCAUAUUUUUGUCCACAUGGACCAAUCAGAAUGAUGCAAUUG
Cuscuta epithymum is the source of this 2818-nucleotide messenger RNA. The record is from the annotation of a GenBank genome assembly. Lineage: Eukaryota; Viridiplantae; Streptophyta; Magnoliopsida; Solanales; Convolvulaceae.